Molecule: messenger RNA, 300 nt
Organism: Prunus armeniaca (apricot)
Lineage: Eukaryota; Viridiplantae; Streptophyta; Magnoliopsida; Rosales; Rosaceae
Source: the annotation of a GenBank genome assembly
AUGCCGGUACUACCAACGCCACAUAUGGGGUCUGUCAACACACCGGCUACUCCUACGACACGUGCGACCUCACAAGCAUAUCUCAUAAUCCCCUCAUAUGCCGGUACUACCAACGCCACAUAUGGGGUCUGUCUACACUCCGGCUACUCCUACGACACAUGCGACCUCAACACAGUAUCACCAUAUCCCCUAUAUGUCGGUACUACCAACGCCACAUAUGAGGUCUGUCAACACACCGGCUACUCCUACGACACGUGCAACCUCAACACAGUAUCACAUGACGGUACUUACACAGUGUAA